Messenger RNA from Phyllostomus hastatus (greater spear-nosed bat), 3491 nucleotides. RefSeq names its product sphingosine-1-phosphate receptor 3 (gene S1PR3). Gene Ontology annotation, cellular component: membrane. The transcript is spliced from 2 exons. NCBI's taxonomy places the organism in Eukaryota, Metazoa, Chordata, Mammalia, Chiroptera, Phyllostomidae. Gene Ontology annotation, biological process: G protein-coupled receptor signaling pathway. The record is from RefSeq and is a predicted model, not a curated record. Bases 334 to 1470 code for a protein of 378 amino acids. Gene Ontology annotation, molecular function: sphingosine-1-phosphate receptor activity.
GCUGAGGAAGCGGGUCUCAGGGACACUCUAUAGGGACCCGGAGCUGAAUGUGGCGGCAGGACGAGCUCAAGCGAGACCCCCAAGUCCGGGUACGACCCUCUGAGCCUCAAGACUAUCCCAGUGUCCCAGCCCAGCUUGCAUCUGAGCGGAGGAACGGGCUCCAGGGUGCUGGUAGCCCAAAUGCCUUUCCCAGACAGAGGAGCUGCGUCUCAACACCCCAGCUGGGAUCUGUCCAGGAUCACUACAGAAGCCUGAGCUGUUCUUUAUUAGAAAUGCAUAUUCCCAAGGCGCCCUCUGGUGGAUUUGGAAUUGACAGUCUGUGAAUUCCAAGUGAUGGCCAGGGUCCUAGUACCGAGCCUCAGAACCUUCCUUUGGAAUGAGACUCUGCAUGAACAUUACAACUACGUGGGCAAGCUGGCCAGCCGGCUGAAGGAUGCCCCUGAGGGCAGCACCCUCACCACUGUGCUGUUCCUGGUGAUCUGCAGCUUAAUCGUCUUGGAGAACCUGAUGGUUCUGAUUGCCAUCUGGAAAAACAAUAAAUUUCACAACCGCAUGUAUUUUUUCAUCGGCAACUUGGCUCUCUGUGACCUGUUGGCUGGUAUUGCCUACAAGGUUAAUAUUCUGAUGUCAGGGAAGAAGACACUGAGUCUCUCUCCCACAGUCUGGUUCCUGAGGGAAGGCAGCAUGUUCGUGGCCCUCGGGGCAUCCACUUGUAGCUUACUGGCCAUUGCCAUCGAGCGGCACUUGACCAUGAUCAAAAUGAGGCCAUAUGAUGCCAACAAGAAGCAUCGAGUCUUCCUUCUGAUUGGAAUGUGCUGGCUCAUUGCAUUCUCACUGGGCGCCUUACCCAUUCUGGGCUGGAACUGCCUGAACAACCUCCCUGACUGCUCCACCAUCCUGCCCCUCUAUUCCAAGAGCUACAUCGCCUUCUGCAUUAGCAUCUUUACUGCCAUCCUGGUGGCCAUUGUGAUCCUGUAUACACGCAUCUACUGCCUGGUGAAGUCCAGUAGCCGCAGGGUGGCCAGCCCCCACAACUCAGAGCGGUCCAUGGCCCUGCUAAGAACCGUGGUGAUUGUGGUAAGCGUGUUCAUUGCCUGCUGGUCCCCACUUUUCAUCCUCUUCCUCAUUGACGUGGCCUGCAAAGUGAGGGAGUGUGCUGUCCUGUUCAAAGACAAGUGGUUUAUUGUGCUGGCAGUGCUCAACUCCGCCAUGAACCCUGUCAUCUACACACUAGCCAGCAAGGAGAUGCGGCGUGCUUUUUUCCGACUGGUCUGCAACUGCCUGGUCAGGGCCCAAGGCACUGGUUCCUCACCUAUCCAGCUUGCUCUUGAUCCAAGCAAAAGCAAAUCCAGUGGCAGCAAUAACAGUAGCCCCUUCCCUAAGAGCAAGGAACACAUUCCUCAAACAGUCACUUCCCCCUGCAUAACUGACAGAAACAAAACCCUGCAGAACGGGAUCCUCUGCAAGUGAGACCCAGUCUCAAGGUGCAGGGGUCCUUACAACUGCACGGGAGGAGAGGCACCCAACUGUGCGGCCGGCCAUGUGCUUAUUUAUUACAUGCUUGCCAGGGUUUCGCCAGAGCUGAGUGAGACUCAGGACAUCUCUUCCUGUCCCUUAAGGCUGGGACCCAAGGACUCACCAACUCAUUUUGGUGUAGACAGCAUUCCUUGUCCAUUUCAGGCUCCAAAGACUUCCAAAUGUACAGAGCUGCUGAUGUCAUCACCACCUUCCCCUGACUCCCACCAGUCAUUCUCCACUGUUCCUGGAAAGGGAAAGUCAUGGGCCAUUCUGUGUACAGUGUGUUUCCCAGGACAUUGGGAUGAUGUUUGGGUAACCACACUAUGCUGACUGUUUCCAGAAUGGAUGCUGUGUGUUCUAUCAUCUGUGGGCUGCAUGGCACUGGUGUUUCACAUGUCUGCUAUGGGCACAUGCAGAAGCUGCAGUACUCAGUACAGUCAGCAAGUAACACGAGCAUGUUCUAAACCAAACCACCAGCUGGGACAGAAGCAAGAACAGACCCCUGGCCUGCAUCAUCUUUCCAAGUUGCUUGAAGCAGCCAUAUAUUUAAUGGAAAAUGUCUAUUGAAUUAGGAUAGGUUUACAAGACAGAACUUUGAUCCUAUGUUAAGUUCAAUUUGCUAUCAGAAAUGCACUAAAUCAGUAUGCCUUGUGUUGUCACAGCUGGGGACCUGGAGCCAGCAGCUGUCUCAUGACUUCUGGAAAGCUGACCCUGAGAGUCACUAUUAGAAAAGUUCAACUGUUGGGAAAGAAAAUGUGAUCUUGUGGUUUGUGCAUUCUUCAAAGAUAUGUAAUAUCAUAAUCUUACCUUUCAACAUAGGUCCAGGCUCUGUCACUCUGUUAAAGGGACUGCCUGGAGGUAUUUCUGUGUGUGCUCUUCCCCAGGGAUCCUCUAUGAAUACAAACUGAUGAAAAGAAGCACAUAUCUGCAGAGCUCUCAUAAGCACACAGUUGACAUGUUGAAUUCUUUGUAAAAAAAAAUCAAAACAAAUAACCUUCAAAAGGAUUCUUAAUUGGGGAACCUCACAUGAGAAUCCCCCUGAUAUUUUUAGGUUCAGUGAGGACAUUGCCUGAGUAAAUAUUAAAAGAGUAGUCUUAACACAUUAACUAUUUUGAAGAGAAAUUGACUCCUGUUUUAUCUGAUGCAAAUUCCUCUUAUUAAGGGAUAUUUCCAUGAGUAUUGGGGGAUCUCCAUGUACUGACCAAAGACUUUCCUCAUUUUAUUACUGAUGAGAUAAAUCCAAUUUGUAAGAUGUUCAUCAGUGGCAUUUUUUGUAACAUUCUUUAUAUCGCUGAAAAGGAGAUUAUUCUUUUACCAAAUAACUUAAGAAAACCCAGGGCAUUUCUAGAAAAGUUAAGCAUUAAGGCACUGGCUGACGUGGCUCAGUGGGUUGGGUAUCACCCUGCAAACUGAAAAGUCACCAGUUUGACUCCCAGUCAGGGUACGUUCCUAGGUUGUGGGCUGUGUGCUCUGCCCCUGUCAGGGUGCUUGCAAAAGGCAGAAGACAACCAGUCGAUGUUUCUGUCCCUCUCUUUCUCCUUCCCUCUCCCUCUCUCUAAAACAAAAUUUAAAAAUUAUUUUUAAAAAAGGGAAAAAAUGCAUCAGAGCGCUAAAAUGUUGGGUAUUACAUUUUGCUUAGGUUAUGACAUGACUUUAGAACUUUCUAUCUUGGUUUUGAGUUGUUUUGGAGACCCUGGAUCUCUGGUGUUAAUAUUAAUGACACUUUGCACUAUAGCCACAACUUUCCUUUAAAAUAACACAAAACUGUUAAGAAAUCUGAAUGAAAAAUACCCAAAAGAAGUAAUUAUGUUCAUUUGAUGUGUACAAAAAUAAUCAACUUUAACACCAAUGUGUAUACUCUAGCUAGCUGGAGAUCAUUUAGAAGUGGAGUGUUUCAAAGCCACAGAGAAUCUGCCCAUAGAUUGCACUCAAUUAGUAACCAUUAUUAUGUCCCAUGUAUGUUUAUUAAAAAA